AUGGUACGACCGAAAAAGGUCGCAAUUGUUGGCCCAUCCGGCCUCGUCACAGCCAAGACGCUCUUACACAACAUCCCCAACAAGGGCAUGUUCGAGCCCGUCGUCUUCGACCAGAAGCGUGCGGUGGGAGGGUUGUGGUGUGUCCAUCAUCCAGGACAAAGGAAAUCAUUCGAUGGAUCGUCUGCAUCUGCGUUUAUCAGCCCGUCCAUGCGCACGAAUCUCAGUCGUUUCUCCGUGUGCUUUUCUGAUUUUUCCUGGGAGGAGUUAUUAUCGUCGUCGUCGUCGUCGUCGUCGUCAUCGGUGCUGGGUCAUGGUGAUAGUGACGGCCCACCAAUGUUCCCUCAGGCUUGGCAGGUAGGUAGAUACCUGGACAGAUACGCAGAGAGGUAUAUUCCUCGCGAAAUUCUCCGGUUGGGAUGUAGGGUUGUGAGGACGGAGUGGCGAAAAAAGACAUUGGUUAAUGAUGUGGAUGAUGAUGAUGGCCAUGGCCAUGGCCAUGGCAACUGGAUGGUCGAGUGGGUGGAGGAGGGUAAAACCGGGCAGACUGCUAAAAAGACACACGCAGAACGCUUCGACUAUUUGGUCGUCGCAUCCGGGUACUUCUCUUGUCCUUAUAUCCCGGAUAUCCCUGGUCUGGAGCAAUUCAACGACCGGGUGAUCCACAGUUCCUCUCUUCGAGACGUAGAAGAGCUGAUGCAGAAACUGCAGCUGCAGCCUUCUGGGUCGAAGCUGGUCGUCGUCGGCGGCAGUCUGUCUGGAGCAGAAGCUGCUUCUUCGCUGGCUCUGCAUCUAUCCUCGUCGGUUCAUGCGCCUGCAACUUCAUCCGGAUCGUCGAGUAGACGCUGGCAGGGCUAUUCAGUCCAUCAUAUCUCUACCAGGCCGUUCUGGGCUGUGCCAACCUGCCUACCCAGCUCGACGCCCGGUGAGACCUGCGGGUCGUUUCUUCCUCUCGAUCUGGUCAUGUACGAUCUGUCAAGGCGACCUCCAGGGGAGGUAGAAUACUGGUUUGGGCCUGUUCCUCCACAGCGCUCUGUUUCUGUGAAUGAGUACUUCAAAUCUCUUCUCGGGACGGACCAGUCGGAUAUUGGAGAUGGCAGUCUGGCCCAGAACAGUGCUGCUGCCAAGGAACGACCGCCCUGGGUCGCCGUGACAGAUAGCUACGCCGAGUUCGUCCGCUCCGGAGACGUGCGAGUGACCAUCGGCCGGGUCUGCGCCGUCCAUCGCUCGUCUCGCGGACCAGGAACGCUCCAAGUCCAACUUUCCAACGGCGAGACAACAACGCUGGAAGACGUCGCCGCGAUCGUGUUCGCGACGGGGUUCACCCCGUUCGACUCGCUGUCCUUCUUGCCCGAGGACGUCCUCUCCCAACUGGAGUACUCGGCCGAGGACCCCUUUUUACCCCUCGUCCUUGACGGGAAAGGCUCGUCGCGUGCUGAAGUUCCUGACUUGGGGUUUGUCGGCAUGUACAGGGGACCGUACUGGGGGGUGAUGGAGAUGCAAGCUCGGAGGCUUGCGCGGCAGUGGUCUCCCUCUCCAGCUGAAGAUCCAGGCAGAACGGCAGAGAGGCAGCAACUCCGCACUCUCCGAAACGCAGAUCCGCGGCUUGCGCGCGCACAAUUCCCAAUGGGCGACUAUGUCGGACUGAUGGAGUCGUUCGCGCGAGAGCUGGGGAUCGCUCGCUACGAGCUGCCAGGCCAGGACCGACGGAGCGGGCCUGUCGUGCCUGCAAGAUAUGCCGCGCCGACGUACGAUCCUAGCCUGCAGAGUGAGAGGGAGGUGACUACGACGUUGAACUCUCUCCAGGCCGUCAUGUCAGGUACAGACAGCUCCAUCCAUCAGCAGUCGACAGCCAAGGCGAUCUUUCGCGCGCUGCAGGGGAAAUGGAAGUAUUCGCGAACAGUCCAGGCGACGCAAGCAGACCCGUCGCCAUCAUCCUCGUCAGGCAUCGCGGUCUUUCACCCUCGCUAUCCGUCCGACGCGGGUUAUGAGGGAGAGUACCUGUACGAAGAGACAAACACUGACAGAAGCGACAAUAGCGUCAGAACAGUCUACCGCUUUCGCGCGUACGCUAGCACUCAAAAUAAGAAGGAGAAGGAGCCAGUACACACACACAUCGCCGUCUGGACAGCAGACAAUCUCAAAACCGCCAGCAGAUAUUCCCACGGCUUGUACUUUGACCAGCAGCGGCGGCAGCGGCAGCAGCGUAAUAGUGGUAAUAUUUACAAGGACAAGGCCAGUGACAGCAAUGAGUCUCUCACAGAUCGAGUCCAAUACCAUUAUGCCAGAGGAACGGGCGCCGGAUCUGGUUCUGCCAGUACUCUUCAAUCUGAGCAUGAACACAAACAUGAACACGAAUACGAACAUGAAUAUGAAUACGCCUACACAUUCCGAACCAAAGGCGUGGCGAUCACGUCAUGGGAAGUCGUGGUAAUCAGCUCCAGAUCGGCUUGCGGGCACAGAUGCAGGACGGUGUAUGAGCGCGAUGUUAGAUAG
This is a messenger RNA of Rasamsonia emersonii CBS 393.64, 2493 nucleotides long. RefSeq names its product Pyridine nucleotide-disulfide oxidoreductase. Lineage: Eukaryota; Fungi; Ascomycota; Eurotiomycetes; Eurotiales; Trichocomaceae. The transcript has 2 exons. Bases 1 to 2493 code for a protein of 830 amino acids. The record is from RefSeq and is a predicted model, not a curated record. Gene Ontology annotation, molecular function: oxidoreductase activity.